AUGAACGCUGUUCCCCAGGCGAGCGUGGUGCCGGCGCUGAUCGGCUGGGUUUUCUUCCCGCUGAUCUCACACGCGUUGAUUAACUCUGACGAGGAAUCGUCUGAGGCCAGCUGGCAGUUCCCAGUGGCCCACUGGAUACCGGCGAAUAUGCAAGUUUCACCUGCAUACGAGAUACUGUACGUAGUCCAGUCUUUCUGUCUAAUAGUGGCGUCUCAGUCGACUAAUUCUAUAGACCUUUUCUUCAUUCACAUGAUGCUGAUGGUUGCAGCCGAGCUAGAAGUCUUGAGCGAGAAUGUUUCAGCUAUGAAAAAAGGUGAUGGGAAGUUAAUUAAAACAGAAAAUGGAGGAUGUGAACAAAUCACCAAAGAAGUGCUCUGCGACGGAGAUGGAAACUUUCGUAAGAAGGAAGACUUCUCAGCACAAGACGUAACAGAUGAUCAUAUGUAUGUACAGCUAGUGAAGAACGUACAGCAUCAUCAGGCAGUUCUUAAAGCUUUCACCCUGCUGCAGGAAACCAUGGACAAAUCAAUCUUCAUUCUUCUUUUCGUCAACAUGGCAGAUUUAUGUUCGUGUGUGUUUGCUACCGCUAUACUGUUGCAGAGAGGUGGAAAUGUUGCAAAAGCGCUGCAGCCACUUAUCACAAUUCCGCCAUGCUUAUAUGAGACUGUCAUGUACUGCUUUUUCGGAAACAUCGUAACUGACAAGAGCGAGGAUCUGGUGAACUCAGCCUACAGCUGUGGAUGGGCAGACUGCGAAACUCGCUUCAGACGGGGUCUUGUGUUCUUCGUGACGCAAGCCAUGCGCCCUCUGGAGAUCAAAGUGGGCAAGAUGUGCAAGCUGUCCAAACAAAUGCUGCUGCAGGUCUGUGCAACGUGCUGGACUCUCGUCUCUGUAUAA
Messenger RNA from Schistocerca americana (American grasshopper), 897 nucleotides. RefSeq names its product odorant receptor 43a-like. The transcript is spliced from 4 exons. Gene Ontology annotation, cellular component: plasma membrane. Gene Ontology annotation, biological process: detection of chemical stimulus involved in sensory perception of smell; sensory perception of smell. Lineage: Eukaryota; Metazoa; Arthropoda; Insecta; Orthoptera; Acrididae. The record is from RefSeq and is a predicted model, not a curated record. Gene Ontology annotation, molecular function: odorant binding; olfactory receptor activity. Bases 1 to 897 code for a protein of 298 amino acids.